UUUGUCAAACGCGUCUGGGGAAUAAGCCACAUAACAAUUCAAGUAUAUUUGGGUACCAUUUGAAAGUGAAACUUAAUACACUUUCCUUAUAAAAUUUUAAAAUAUAUUUUGUUUAAUACCGGGUAGUUUCUCUUCAACCAAUCGAUGUCAGUUAUGCAUGGAAGAACAUUUCCCUAAACCAAGAAGUAUAAAGCUCAUUCGUUCAUAACGUUUGACGUUGGAUUGAAGUUGGCAACCUGUAAUUUAUUAAAGUGUAAUUUGAUGAGAUGGGUUUAAGCGUGGUGCGAUUAAUUUUAGUUAACAUUAAUUUGUGAUGCCUGUGCAGUUCAUAUUGAAACCUUUUUAACAAACAUUUAACGGUAUUAAAUAUAUUUGGUAUAUUUUUUGAUAAAUCAAAUAACGACUGAAUAAUCUGUAGAUCAGAAGUGUUAUUUUGUAUUGUAUGCAUUUAUAUAAUUAUCUGCCAUAAUUUAGUUUAUUUUGAAUAAUUAUGUGAAGAAAGAUUUACAUGACAGAAGCAUUUAUAAUUUGGUGCAUGCUGAUGGAGACAGGAAUAUUGAAUAUUGGAUUUCUUACUCUGAAGAGUAUUACAUAUAUAAAAAACGGCGGCCAAUCUGAAAAGAUAAAACAGGUGGCAUCUGAUUGAUUUCAACAAGCAGUGGAGAGUACUGAAAUGUCGACUACAAGAAAAGAACUGUAUGCUGAUCAACAGUUUGUACGAACGGAGUCAAGUAUGGAUACGCAAUAUGAGGAAAUAACACCCACGUUGAUGGGCAAUGGUCACUUUAUAGCUCCGAAUUGCCAGGCAGUCUUUGAAAGUGAACAAAAACGCAAUAAGAAACAUGACGACACGUGUGAACUAAAUGUGAUAAGAUUGAAGAAAAUGACAAAAAUAGUUAUUAUUAUUACAAUUAUGUUUGUUAGUUGUGCUGUUGUAACUUUAACUGCAAUAGGCAUGAAUGCCAGUCAGCAAACGAAAAUAAAAGAAUUGCAGACGACAACGGAAAAUCUGCGCAACAGACUUGCGCAGUUGGAAGAGAACGCUACGCUGUGUAUGCCAUGCGCAGAACUUUCAUUGGGUCCAUAUCCGGAAGACACACCUGAUGUCGCCCAGCUGCUAAAACACGUUGAAAACGGACAACAAAUUUGUUGUGCAAAAACGGUCAGCCAGACUUCUAUUUUCCUUAAUCUGUUUGCAAAGAGAAAACAAUUAGAAAAGUGCGCUCAAGAUGCCAUAAAUGCAGAGAAUAGGCCAUCCGGAAAUUGCAACAGUUCUGGUUCCCCGCAUAUUCCAUCUGGUAACUCGUUCAGCAACGUAUCAGCGCACAUGCUGGCCGGUCCCCAGCCGAACAACCUGUCCUUGGACGGACGCAUCCGGAACUGGAGUAUCGGCCCGACGGCACCCGGAACUCACUUGACUAACAUCCGGCUCUCAUCCGACAACCGUUCCCUCGUCAUCCCGGAGUCUGGCCGCUACUUCCUGUACAGCCAGGUCGGCUUCCUAGUAUACUACAACCAAGAAGCGCCACUAGAUCCUCAAAGCCCUGCGCAGUCGCUGUUUCACUCCGUCUUCCGGUAUAACUUCAUAUACCCGCUUGGCGAUGAAGAGUUGUUGCGAAGUGACGUCACUCAAUGCUGGGAACAAAAGAAAGACUAUGGCCGAUACACGAGCUACGUCGGUGCCUCUGUCCAACUCAAUAAAGGCGACCUGGUCUAUGUUAAAGUAUCCAAAAUCGGAUUUUUGUCGAGAGACGAACAGGGUUUAACAUACUUCGGUUUGUUCAAAAUUGCUUGAAACACGUUUUGCUAUGAUGCUUUGUUUUGUUGCUCAGUAAUAUUUCACUUUAUUGCUUCAAUCUAAUGGCUUUUAUUGUAUUAAAAUAACAAUAUCAUGAAUAAAAGAUAGUUUGAUACAAAUAUAUGUAACGAUCUCAAAUCUCAUCUGCAAUGAUCUAGUAUAAAUGUAAUGUUGUCGGUAUAAGUCUCGAAGAUUGCGCAUAUGUUGAGAACGAACUGUGUUGCAUAUGAGAAAAUAAGUUUGUUUUAAGCGUUGAUAUAAAACUAAUCAGAGAACAUAUAAUGUCUACCUCAUAUAAGAUAGAGUGUAUGACAUUUGACACAAAUAGUUAGGUUGUGUAUGUUCAAAUUGACAAUUUAUGUUUUGUUCUGAUGUUCAAUUAAAGUAGGAUACUUUAUUGUAUGAGUGUAUAUUUGAUAUUGAAUAUUUGUUUUCCGAAAAGUUCAUUUUAUUUUUGCGUUCUUCAAUUAAUUUAGAAUGAUAAUACUUUUAUCUUUUAGUAGCAUUAACUUUAUUGUGUUGUAUUCCAUUACAUUACUGGACCUGCUAAUGUUGAUGUUUAUUGUUUUGGCUUAUUUUUCAAAAGAUAUUAAACGAUUUAAACUUUU
Messenger RNA from Dreissena polymorpha, 2406 nucleotides. RefSeq names its product tumor necrosis factor ligand superfamily member 10-like. The coding region runs from base 674 to 1795 and encodes 373 amino acids. The record is from RefSeq and is a predicted model, not a curated record. Gene Ontology annotation, molecular function: tumor necrosis factor receptor binding. Gene Ontology annotation, cellular component: membrane. The transcript is spliced from 5 exons. Gene Ontology annotation, biological process: immune response. NCBI's taxonomy places the organism in Eukaryota, Metazoa, Mollusca, Bivalvia, Myida, Dreissenidae.